CGCCGGUAACCGGUUCCUAUGCUGCAGGUGCCUGGAAGGCUUCCAUCGCCUGCGCUCGCAAUCCUUCGUCGCAGAGGCGGUGGGUCGGUGAUGGCGACCAUCUGCGAGCUCCCCGAGGACGUCCUGGUGGAGCUGCUUUCGCUGCUCCCAGCCCGGGACCUGAUCCACGGCUGCAGGCUGGUCUGCUCGCAGUGGCGGUACGUGGUGGACCUGACCACCCUGUGGAAAAGGAAGUGCCAGCGCGAAGGGUUCUACAUUCAGGCUUUGGACAGAAGCAUCUCCGACUGGAAGAUCUUCUAUAUGCUGUGCUAUUUGAAGAAAAACUUAAUCAAAAAUCCCCGUGCUGAAGAGAGCUUUAAGCACUGGAAACUUGAUAAGAAUGAGGGAGAUAGAUGGAAGAUUGAGGAUCUGCCUGGACCUCUUGGAAGAGAUAUACCAGACCCAGAAGUACACAAAUACUUUGUCACUUCAUUUGGGCCAUGCUUUAAGUCUCAACUUAUUACCCUGAAGAAGGAAGGAUACUGGAACGAGCUGAUGGAUGAGAAACGGCCUGAAAUCAUAGUCAAGGACUGGUAUGCUGCCAGAUUUGACUGUGGGUGUCGUUAUGAACUUAGAGUGAGGCUGCUUUCUGAAGACUACAUCGUGCUUGCGGAGUUCCAUCCUGAGCCAGUGGUUAUAGAGCAGUGGAGCGAUGCAGCGUGGAAAGAGAUGUCUCACACCUUCAGCAAUUAUCCAGCUGGAGUACGUUACAUCUGGUUUCAACAUGGAGGCCAAGACACUCAAUUCUGGGCAGGAUGGUAUGGGAUCAGAGUGACAAACAGCAGCAUCACCAUUGGACCCCAGACAUCGUCAUAAAGGCACAAUAUAAGUGUUCUUUUUUACCUCAGGAUUGUAACCAGGUGGUCUCAGGUGCACUUAUUUGUCUGUACUCUCUGGGUGAAUGUCCUGGCUUUGUUUUGCACAGUUGAUCGGGAAUACAAGCAGCUAGCACUCCUUGUUCACAGCAGACCUUCUGCAGGCCCAGCCCUUUGGAAGGACUUCUUCAUCUGUCCUCCUGCACCAUGGAUGUUAUGGCAAUUUCUAGUGCCCUUCCGUAGGAGGAAGACUAGGACAAUUAAAUAUGACAACUACAUUUAGUUAAUAGUGUUUGGCUGUAGCACCAGGACAUAGUGAUCUUAAAUGGAAACGCUUUCCUGUUUUUGCAGCUUAUGAAAGAUACGGCUAAAAAUGUAUCCAUUCAGAUUAUUAAUCCUUUUUCUGAAAGGCUCUGCUACAGACAGACUUAUUUAGUAUUUUAUUUUCCUGUUUAAUUAUGUAUAUAAAUAUGUAUCUUUGAUAUCAGACCUACAGCAUAAGGAAACUGUCAGGCCAUUUUCAUAAAUAUUGUGAUGCUGAUACCCAAUUCCUGAUACCCAAUUCCUUAUUUUUUGUAAGUAUAUAUGAUCAAAAUGGUACAUGCCUUCCCCGUCCAAUACAGUCCAUCAUUGUUUGAAUAAACAGAGAAAAAGGAGGUAAGGAAUCCCUUAAGGUGGAUACCUUAUAACUUUAAGUGCCUUUUGAUUGUGCUGUGCUUUCUCCAUAUUACCUUUGUACGGAGUACUUGGUUUGUACGGAACAGUCUAACCCUAUAUAAAACAUUCAAGCAGCAAACAACCUGGA
Molecule: messenger RNA, 1659 nt
Organism: Oxyura jamaicensis (ruddy duck)
Lineage: Eukaryota; Metazoa; Chordata; Aves; Anseriformes; Anatidae
Product: F-box only protein 6-like
Exons: 5
Coding region: 19-855 (278 amino acids)
Biological process (GO): SCF-dependent proteasomal ubiquitin-dependent protein catabolic process; glycoprotein catabolic process
Cellular component (GO): cytoplasm; SCF ubiquitin ligase complex
Molecular function (GO): ubiquitin protein ligase activity; protein binding
Source: RefSeq, a predicted model, not a curated record